Notodromas monacha is the source of this 1699-nucleotide messenger RNA. NCBI's taxonomy places the organism in Eukaryota, Metazoa, Arthropoda, Ostracoda, Podocopida, Cyprididae. The record is from the annotation of a GenBank genome assembly.
AUGGAAAAUUGGUUAUUUGUCUGUGCAAUUUUUCUGCUGAGGAUUGGCGAGUUUUGUGACGCUUCAUCCCGGAUCCUGAUGUUGGCUCCUGUGGCCACCUCGAGUCAUCUCACUGUUUUUCGCACACUCGGACAAGGUUUGGCAAAACGUGGACACCACGUCAGAAUUCUGCACACCCUCGAAACAACAACUUUGGAACAAGGCCUCUUUGGGCCUGGUACUGGCAAAACAAACACGAGCUCUGGCCAAGAAUGGCUUUCAGACUCAAUCAAUGGAACCUACGUCGAAAUCUCUCCAUCCGGGAUUGCGAAUCUUUUCGGCAAAUACUUCGACAAUCCUUUCCAGUUCCAGCGAGAAGCGCGGAAUGGCAAGGGGACGAUGAGAAUGAAAAAGAUGUAUGGCAUUUUGCGAGACUCGUGCGCUGAUGUUUACGGGGAUCCAGAUUUCCUCGACACAGUGAUGCGCAAAAAAUUUGACCUGGUUAUUGUUCAGGGGAUUUUAAACGACUGUGUCCUCGGGGCAGUGGAUAAGAUGGGCGUGCCUUUCAUGUACCUCAGCCCUGGGCCACUGUUCCCAUCUGUGCAAUGGUCCCUGGGUACGCCGUGGUCAGUGAGCUCAGCACCAGCUCCCUUUGUGCAGGGCUUCGGCGUGCCAAAAACGAUGCUGAAUCGCCUCAGGAACCUGAUGGCCUCUGCUGCUGAAACAUUCAUGAGCAACAAACUCGGCGCUUGGGCCACGGAACCCGUCGUGAAUUCCGCGUUCGGAGAUUCGGCCCGAAUGUUUGACCUGGCAGCGGUCAAACGAAACGUGUCCUUCGUGCUGGUCAACCAACUCGCGGCAUUCGAUUACACACGCCCUCAGGCCUCCAACUCGGCACUCGUAGGAGGCAUGCAUUGUCGACCAGCUGGCAACAUUGAGGAAAAGGAAUUGUUGACAUUUUUGGACAAUGCGGAAAAUGGCGUGGCUUACUUCAGCCUCGGUUCCACUGCAUUGAGCACUGACAUGCCAAGGGAACUUCGUCAAGUUUUCAUAAAAACAUUUGCCAAGCUUCAAAUGAAAGUUGUGUGGAAGUUGGAGACUAGUCGCAUGACCCCAGAAGAAAUCGCCACAAUUCCACCAAAUGUUUUCGUGUCUCCUUGGCUGCCACAGCAGGACCUUCUUGGACACAAGAAUGUGAAGGUAUUCUUGACUCACGGUGGGAUUCUGAGCGUUCAAGAAGCAACGUAUCACGGGGUUCCCAUGAUCGGAAUCCCAAUUGGAUCUGAUCAAGAUAUGAAUUUGCAAAGAGCGACAUCUGAUGGAAGAGCGAUUGUUCUCGACUUUGAUACACUCACGCCCAAGGAAAUCAUUUCUGCUAUUCGACGAGUCAUCUCCGAAAAAAGUUUCAGGGAGAAUGCUGUUGCAGGAUUGCAUUUGAUGCGAGACCAACCAAUACAUCCAUUGAACCGUGCAAUUUUCUGGACUGAAUACGUAAUCAGACACAACGGUGCAAAACAUCUGCGCAACGAAGGAGCCUCAUUACCCUGGAUUCCAUAUCUCAACUUGGACUUGUACGCUAUGAUGUUGAUAAUGAUUUUGGUCAUUUCCUGGUGCUUUAGUAGAGUAGUUAGAUGGGGUUUUAAGAAAUUGAAAGUGGCUAUGGCUCCCAAGCACUCGAUUUCUUGAGCGGUGAUUUCCGGAUCUCAAUUUUUGAUAUGAU